AUGAAGGACAAAUUUGGAGCAAAUUUUGCUGGACACACAUUGAUGUCAGCUUUCUGGAUAUUAAUAGUUCUCAGAAAACUUAUGGAAUUGGAGAUUGUACCUAAUAAAAAUUUAGAGCACAGGCCUAACGUAUGGGCAUAUACACAGGAAUGGGCACUAAUUUAUCAAUUUAUGAAUUAUAAUUUACAGCUAAUUUCAAAAGUUGCGGAACAUGGUUUAUUGGCACUGUCGGAUUGUUCGGAAAUGUCAGCAAUGUCAAAUGAUUAG
Messenger RNA from Funneliformis caledonium, 267 nucleotides. The record is from the annotation of a GenBank genome assembly. Lineage: Eukaryota; Fungi; Glomeromycota; Glomeromycetes; Glomerales; Glomeraceae.